AUGAGCAUGAACAACCACAUACGGUUGGCCUGUGAUCGAUGUAGAGCCUCAAAGCUACGGUGUCCACGCGUUGAGGGCCAGCGAAACGAGGUCUGCGAUCGUUGUAGACGAGCUGGCAUGUCAUGCAUUACCAGCAGUGCUCGCCCUCUAGGCAGACCUCGGACAAGGCUGCCUGCCCGUACAUUGGCUGCGUCAACUUCUCGAAAACAAGGGCAUGAAGCGUGCAGUUCUGCUGAUCUUCAGAUGUUUCCGACUAGCUCAAAUCAUGCUACAAAUACAAUGAGCGAGGAUGUACUGAAUGGCUCACCAGACUUGCCGAACGGUCCAAGCUGGCCUGGUCUGUCAUCCAGACUCAGCUACGAUGUUAUCGACUCGUUAAUUCCAGCCAAUACGAACGAAAUCCUGAAUUUCAAUGAACCAACACGAGGCGAACUUCAACCCCCGGGGCUGGGUACGCCCGAUCAUACCUUGUAUGCGGAUCUCGUCAUGACGCCUAUCAGCAACGAGAGCUUAUCUCUGCAGCCACCAGAUCAGUCAAGUGCAAUCAUCAAGCUCUCGCAACUCAUCGAGAGAAUUGCCAAUCACAAGACCAACGCUGAAGCAUACCCGCUAUGUGUACCGCCUGACUGGCGCAUCUGUGCCGAGUCGUCCGAAGAAAUUGCAAGAAUCCCUGUUGUCCAAGCACUUCAGGUUGCAUCUGAAUUAAGUGUCAUUCUCGAAUGGCUGACCUCUGACCCAACGAGUACAACCCCAGCUACCUUGUCCACGGCUUAUCACCCAAGUUCAUUUCAUGUCGACAGCAGCUAUUCUCGCUCCAACCCAAACGAUAGAGGCACAUUGCCUCAAGACAACGGGUUUCCUUUUAGCAAACCGAUUAUGCUUCUGAUUUUGUCAAGCUAUCUUCAGAUUCUCGAUCUUUACACCUACAUCUUCGAUCGUGUGUGCCAGGUCAUACAACAAAUCCCGGACACGACUACCUUCUUCCACAGGUCGGCCAGGUUCCGUGUUAAUGGUAUGGGCCAAUUGAAAGCUAAGUUAUACGUAAGUUUCAUGAUUCAGGCCGUUGCAGACGAUUUGCGCAGCAUCGAAAAUCUCAUGGGCCUUCCGCAGGAUUUCUGCAUCUCGCAACAUGCCAUUUCCACCAAAGGCAUUUUCAGUAGCCCGGACGCACUAUCCCUCGUACAACUCGUCCUGUGUCAGAAUGGAAGAGCUUGCGAGAAAGACUCGGCCACUUCACUUGUUGCCGGCCUGAAAGAGAAAAUUCAACUAUUGGAACGGCUGUUCCAACGCUGA
Molecule: messenger RNA, 1293 nt
Organism: Exophiala aquamarina CBS 119918
Lineage: Eukaryota; Fungi; Ascomycota; Eurotiomycetes; Chaetothyriales; Herpotrichiellaceae
Exons: 1
Coding region: 1-1293 (430 amino acids)
Biological process (GO): regulation of DNA-templated transcription
Molecular function (GO): zinc ion binding; DNA-binding transcription factor activity, RNA polymerase II-specific
Source: RefSeq, a predicted model, not a curated record